Messenger RNA from Asparagus officinalis (garden asparagus), 819 nucleotides. RefSeq names its product transcription factor bHLH112-like. The transcript is spliced from 10 exons. The coding region runs from base 67 to 819 and encodes 250 amino acids. Gene Ontology annotation, biological process: regulation of transcription by RNA polymerase II. Gene Ontology annotation, cellular component: nucleus. The record is from RefSeq and is a predicted model, not a curated record. Lineage: Eukaryota; Viridiplantae; Streptophyta; Magnoliopsida; Asparagales; Asparagaceae. Gene Ontology annotation, molecular function: RNA polymerase II cis-regulatory region sequence-specific DNA binding; DNA-binding transcription factor activity, RNA polymerase II-specific; protein dimerization activity.
CACAUACAAAAAGCCCUUCAUUGCCAUCACUUGCAAAGCUUCUCAAGUUUUUUGUUCUUUGAGAGUAUGCUUCGAUUCUUCGAGCCAGAGGCAGAACCUCGCUGGUCGAUUUCUACUGCUCCAUCGGAUCAUUACAAGUGUUCUAGGAUGCGUGAAGACUCGAUUCUCCCGUUGAGAUCUCAAGCUUUUCUCACAGCUACGAUAGGGACCAGCGGCCAAUCUCGGGGAGAAAGUUCCCGCGCUUCUGCAGAGUUCGAGAGCAAUAGUAGCUACAAUGGGGAUUUCCUCAAUAUUUCAUCUCAAGAUUGCAAAAGUUUCCAGUUCGAAUCAAUCGCUCCAUUACCAGCAUUGGAUCAAAAUCCAGGACAAACAUCUCUAACUAUGAAUCCUAUGGAAUUGAGGGUAUCCGGAUUCACCAGCCAUCACGAUCAUGCACUUCCCGAAUCGAAAAAACAAAGAAACCAAUUAAUCGCCGCGCAUCAAAUCAUGGAUCAACGGCUAAUGAUGGGGAGAGAAUCCAAGAGAUGCAAGGCUGAACAAGAUGACAACAAUCCACAAAAAUUAUCGAUGAUGGCUCCGACGAUGAAAGCGCCGAUGGUGACUAAUGUGAAGAAGAGCCAGAAGCUAGGACAUAAAAUCACAGCUCUACAGCAACUAGUUUCGCCAUAUGGCAAGACAGAUACAGCAUCGGUGUUGAAGGAAGCUUGUGAACAUAUUAAGGACCUUCAUCAAAAGAUUCGGAUGCUGAGCUCUCCGUACUUUGGAGGACAAACUUCUAUUUUCUUUCAGGUCGACGACGACGAUCAUGAACUUCGCUGA